GCAGAUGGAAGCCAGUGUGAGUUUGAGGUUCUGCAGGCAGGAGGUGUUUGAAGAACCAUGUGAGCUCUGUUCGUGAUGUAAAGACGGAUCCUUUCGCUUUUAUUUGAUUUUUUUUGACUCCCCGACAGUUGUGAGCAUACACCCCGCAACUUGUAAGCACUGGGGGCUCUUUUCUCGCUGAUGAUGCGUUGGACUUACGCGUGGAUUUCUUCCAGGCUGUCCGACAGAACUCAUGAAACCCUCUUCAGAGCGACGGUUUGUGGACUUGCGCAUUAGCUAAUGAUGUCUGUGGGUUUUAUGCCUGACAGUCUUAAUGGCUCAGAUCCCUCCAAGUCGGCCUUUCUAGAAUUCGGCCACGGACACUCGACGCACCAGCAGCACUCCUCCGGACUCUCUCACGUUUAUCCGGUUCACGGCUUGCACGCUGCUGGGCAUUCCCAGCACGAAAGCCCUUUUCCUGGUACCGCGUCCUAUGGCCGCUCUCUGGGCUACGCCUACCCAGGCACGGUGAACACUCAUCCCCCGUCCGCUUACAUGCCCUACCAACACAGCAAUCACAGCAACAGCAGCAGUGUGGCCCACAGCAGAUUAGAGCACACAGACCACGACAAGUCCGCUGUGAUUGAAAACAGAGACAUUCGUCUAAAUGGCAAAGGGAAGAAAAUUCGCAAGCCUCGGACCAUCUACUCCAGUCUGCAGCUGCAGGCUCUGCACCAGCGCUUCCAGCAGACACAGUAUCUGGCCUUACCGGAGCGCGCAGACCUUGCGGCCAAGCUGGGGCUAACACAAACUCAGGUGAAAAUAUGGUUUCAAAAUAAGCGCUCCAAGUACAAAAAGAUCAUGAAGCAUGGCAGCGGAUCAGAGGGAGAACAUCUCCACGGCACCAGCUCCAUCUCUCCCUGCUCGCCCGCAUUGCCCCAGCUAUGGGAGGUCUCCAUGGCGAACAAAGGAGCCCCGGUCCAUCCGAGCAGUUACAUGAACAGUUUCAGUCACUGGUAUCCGAAUCACCACCCUCAUCAUCAGGACGCGAUACACAGGCCUCAGAUGAUGUCAUUUCAAAAGAAUGAUGGAAUUGCCGGUUCCUUAAAGAAGUCUGGAUUAAUAACAGCCGGUGCUAUGAGACACUGACAAACACAAGCUUGAACUCUUCAGAGCUUUCUGAGCACUGCACGGCUCGGCCUGUGAUAAUGCCGUGCAAGAAUAAAAGCUGUCUUUUGUCCAUCAACACUCCUGAACUGCGAUUCACAAAAACCUGCGACCCUGCUUGAAUUUCGACAGCCAUUGUCAAAACACCUGGGGAUUGAUUUCUGUUAGACAAAGAGCAAAUAUCGGCCCUGGUAUCUUUUUUCGGUUUCGUAGGCUGUGUUGGCUUUACUGUCCACGUUUGAGUAUGACUGGGCUCGAUAUAAAUCGAAAGGAAGGCUGUUCCCUUACAGGAAAGCAGUUGUCUCCAGCUGAGACUAAAAAAGAGAGAGAGGGAUCCGAGUGGCCACCUUUACGCACCGUGGCUGAGUUUUAAUGUAACAUUUACGCACAGGAUAAAAAUUUUAAUACACUUGCUGUUCAAAUGUUUUUCUCAAUCUGAAAGCCAGUAUUACAGCUAAAAAUACGUUUUAUAUUAUUCAAAAAUAACAUUUCACUGCAUUUGUAUUGCUUGUUUUGGGUGUUUGUUAUAGAAUAUGUUUUGUCUAAAAACACACAGUUGUAUGCGUUUAAAGACGUUCAAGAGAUUAUCCACUAUCCAUCUUUUUUCAUCAUCAAAGAGGAGAGCGGAGAUGACGUGCAAGAAAGCAUUUUUACAAUAUUUCCCUUAUUUUCCAGUCAGAUCAAAAAGCAAACUCGCCCUUAUCAUAAUCAGAUGAUAAAUGGCUGCUCUGUCCCGACAAUAAACUGCGCCUGAUUUA
Messenger RNA from Oreochromis niloticus (Nile tilapia), 1904 nucleotides. RefSeq names its product distal-less homeobox 4b (gene dlx4b). The transcript is spliced from 4 exons. Gene Ontology annotation, biological process: embryo development; cell differentiation; regulation of transcription by RNA polymerase II. The coding region runs from base 280 to 1128 and encodes 282 amino acids. The record is from RefSeq and is a predicted model, not a curated record. NCBI's taxonomy places the organism in Eukaryota, Metazoa, Chordata, Actinopteri, Cichliformes, Cichlidae. Gene Ontology annotation, molecular function: RNA polymerase II cis-regulatory region sequence-specific DNA binding; DNA-binding transcription factor activity, RNA polymerase II-specific.